AUGGACGGCUCCGACAAGCGGCCGCUAUUGGUAAUCGGCAAGCCCAAGAAACCGCGGGGCUUCGCCAAGGUGCUGUCAAUGCCUGUCUUGUACACACACAACACAAAGGCGUGGAUGACGGGGGAGAUAUUCCGGAAGUGGCUGACAGACUUUGAUAAGGAAAUGUUCGCGAAGAAGCGCAAAGUGCUGCUCUUGCUGGUCAAUUGCAGCGCACACCGUGUUAACACACAUCUGAAAGCUGUCGAGAUACUUUUUCUGCCUCCGGACACAACCGCCAAGAUGCAGCCAAUGGACCAGGGAGUGAUAGCAAACUUCAAAGUGCAUUGUCGCCGCCGUGUCAUCGAGCGUCGGCUCAUUGACAUCCGUACAGCCGACAACGCUGUCGACCUGAAGGUGCCGCUAGUAAAGGCGGUAUUUUUCGCAAGCGGAGCCUGGCGGGACGUGAAGUCUGAGACCAUUCUUCACUGCUUCGAGAAAGCAGGUUUUUCGCGGGGAAGCAGCGCUGCCAAAGAAAAAGCAGCAGAAGCAGACAUCGAUGCUGCUGCAGCGGAUGGUGCCGUGGCAGUGACGAGCUUGGGGCAGCUGUGUGAGGCCGCGGGCGAUGCAAGCCUUAUCCCAAGCGGGUUGGAUUAUCUGGACUUUGCCCUGGUGGAUCAAGACCUCGUCGCAACGGAGGAGCUCACCACCGAUGAACUCGCCGCUAGCGUCUCCAAAAAGGGAAUGGCUGCAAAUAGCAGUUCCUCGGAUGGCGAAGGGGACGACAUUGGUGCGUCUCAGCCUGGGACCGCCGGAGCACCUCUCGCAGCUGUAGACACGCUGCAUAUUGCCGUGAAGAAGAAGAUUGAGCGGCUGGAGAAGAGUGUGAGUGUGCACCACCUGGCCUCCAGCCACCACGUAUCACCGGUCCUGUUCACCAUGUGCCGUGACCGAGAUGCCAAGAAUGCGUUCGGCAACAGAUACCUGUAA
Rhipicephalus sanguineus (brown dog tick) is the source of this 966-nucleotide messenger RNA. RefSeq names its product tigger transposable element-derived protein 4-like. Gene Ontology annotation, molecular function: DNA binding. The coding region runs from base 1 to 966 and encodes 321 amino acids. The record is from RefSeq and is a predicted model, not a curated record. Gene Ontology annotation, cellular component: nucleus. The transcript is spliced from 3 exons. NCBI's taxonomy places the organism in Eukaryota, Metazoa, Arthropoda, Arachnida, Ixodida, Ixodidae.